Toxotes jaculatrix (banded archerfish) is the source of this 7763-nucleotide messenger RNA. Its product is annotated as A-kinase anchor protein 2. NCBI's taxonomy places the organism in Eukaryota, Metazoa, Chordata, Actinopteri, Toxotidae. Gene Ontology annotation, biological process: regulation of cell shape. The transcript has 15 exons. The coding region runs from base 317 to 4276 and encodes 1319 amino acids. The record is from RefSeq and is a predicted model, not a curated record. Gene Ontology annotation, cellular component: membrane.
ACGAAAGAGUGGGUGAUAGAGAGAGAGAGAGAGAGAAAAUGCGAGCAGCGGGCUGAGUGUGAGGCACAUGGCCAGUGAAUGAGAGAUCUUUGCGCGAGCUCCUUCUCCCACUGUCUCCUCUCUCUGGUUGGAUUAUUGCUGAGGAAGAACCUCAUCUGGAUACUCCUCCUCCUCUUUCUCUUCUCCUUCUCUUCCCUCUCUCCUGUACUUUCCUCCCUUUCUCUAUCUCUCACUGAGGGACUCCGGCUCUCUGUCUUCCCAGAUCUCACCUCUCGUUCUCCUUUCACCCCCCUCUCCCCUGCUUCCCCCCCUCAGGAUGUCGUGUGAGGAGGCUCAGCUCCACAAAGAGAGGCUGCAGGCCUUGGCGGAGAAGCGAAAACGACAAGCUGAAAUCGAAGACAAAAGAAGCCAGCUCGAUGACCUGGUGCUACAGCUACAGCAUCUCAAGUCCAAAGCCAUGCGUGAGCGAUGGCUCCUCCAGGGAAUGGGUGUGGAGGAAGAGGAGGCACGGCGGAAACAGUUGGAACAGGAUGAAGAACAAGGGAAGAGGCUGGAAGACAUGAUACACAGGCUGGAGUCUGAAAUCGGUGCACUUGAAAGUGAAGAGUCUCAGAUCUCAGCCAAAGAGCAGGUUCUACGAGAACGGCUGAAAGAGACAGAGCGCUCGAUAGAAGACCUGCAGAAGAGUCUGAUGACCCAGGACGGAGAUGCCACCUGCUGCAUGUCCACCCCCCUCUCGGAUUGCACGGACCCCGAUCCCGACCACCUUGUCCUGGCCACGCAUCCCCGGACACCUGCCUCUGGAGAGCACGCCAUACCAAGACCUGCAAUGUUUGCCAUGGAGAUCAACGUGCAGCAUGACCCGCAGACCGGCGAGCAGCGCAUCCUGUCAGCCAACCGCGUGAGCCCAUUGGAUGCUGCAUCGCGUGGCAUCAAAGUUUAUGACGAUGGCAAAAAAGUGGUCUACGAGGUCACUUCCUCCGGGGGGGUGUCCACUACCAGUAUGGAGAAUGGUUGGAGCUCCGCGCAGGUUGACCAACUGAUCCAGCGCGCUGCCAGACCUGUCGUACGAGGAGAUGGAGGGAGGGGUCAGGUGACAGUGACCUCAGCUGCUCCACAGGCCUACGUUUCCCCAGCAGAUGUUGAUGAUCUGUCCCCACCCUCCUGCGCCCCACCAUCCAUCCCUUCCAGCCCGCCAGCCCAGGUCACCCUCCAGAGGGAGACCCGGCUGGGGAUGAUGCCCCCAUCUGCUCCUGUCACAACCCAGCCUGGAUCCUCAGUCCACCCGGGCAACGAGAUCACCUCCCCCCCUCAAGCCAGUGCAGAGCACCCAGUCACCAUGGUGUUCCUUGGCUACCAGGACGUUGACGACAUGAGCGAGAGCAGGCGGCUGCUAGGCUUUGACGGCGCCGUGAAGGCCGAGGUGGUUCUGAUUGAUGAAGACGAUGAGAAAUCGCUGAGGGAGAAGACGGUCACUGACCUAUCUGUCAUCGACGGCACAGCGGCUGACCUCGUAUCCGGGCGGCCGGCCACAUCUGAGGCCGCCAGCACGGAACUGUCUUCUGACGGCCGUGAGCCUGACAGCGCCUCCUCGCCCCCCGCGAAUCCUGACGCCAACACGGCCCCCCCACCCGGCCUCACCCCCGCCACAGGCUAUAGCCAAACACCAGAGGUUGCCGUGACAACAGCAAAUGGAUAUCAAGCUCCCAUUCUAACCAGACAUCCUCACACUGCCAUGAAAUCGUGGCAAGAAGCCGAGGAUGUCAGUGACACAAUACCAAGAGAGCGAGCCCUGAAGACCGUCAGCUUCCAAGAAUCGGUCAGCAUUAUCACUGACAAGCCUGCAACAAUGGAACUGGAGAGCCAGCAGAUCCAACAUGGCUGCCUCAGCAGCCCCAGUAACAGAGCCCACAGUGCAGCUGGUGUGAAAGUAGAGACUCCUGACAGCGAGGUGGUUCAGGAGAUCCGUUACCUGGACCAGGUGUUAGACGCAGCCUCUGAAACACCCACUAAUGGAAACUCCUCUCCGUCAGAACACACCAAAGCAAUCAGCAUCGACGGGACCUCUCCUUCUGUCUCUGUGUCAGCCUCCUCUCCUGUCAAUCACCAGCCAAUCGUUGUGGAGGGGCAGAGGCAAACAACGUUCCUCCAUCAGGACGAGUCUGCCGUGAGGACCAAUGGGCAUGUGCAGGGGGAGGAGUCGGGGCGCACCACAGCGAAGUUUGAGCUGAGAGCGUUUCACGAGGAGAAACGGCCAGCAAAACUCUUCACCCCCGGAGAGGAGCAGCAGGUCAGGGUGACGAGGAGACGACCCUCAGAGGAGGUUCAGGAGUUGGAGCGCGAGCGCCAGGAGCUGAUCAGAGACCAGGCUGUAAAGAAGAACCCUGGGAUCGCUCAGCGCUGGUGGAACCCUCCUCAGGAGGUUCCUUUGGAAGAGCAGCUGGACGCAGAGCAGCUUGAGUCUCUCAAGAAAUACCAUGAGAGAAAGCAGCAGAAACAGAAUCAUAGUUACACGUACACACAGCCCCUAGUGUCAGGUCCUCCCACAAUGGUGACCUUUGACUCAGAGCUGAGCAGGAAGGAGGACAUUGUGGAGAAACAGAUCGACUUCUCGUCAGCCAGGAAGCAGUUUCUGCAAGGAGACAAGAAGGACGUAGCCCCACAGAUAUACUCUGCCAAGCCCUUCUCGAAACCCAUAACCAGGGGCAGCCAGGGGAGCAGCGACAUUGUUGCAGAAACCGGAGAGAGUCACGUGACCUGGUCUGAUGAAGGAACUGCAGGAGAAUUCACGUGUGCGCGAGCUGUAAUGACAAUCCUGCGUGAGGAGGAGGAAGGGAAAGGUCAUUUCCACCCAGCCUUUCACCCAGAGGAGUCUGACUCAGGAUUGGACGAGCUGUCUCUCCGCUCUCAGGACACUACAGUGUGUAGCUUGGAUAAUGUUUCAGACAGCGGGGCUUCACUACCCCCUACCCCACUGCCACUUACCCCGGUGUCACCUCCUACCCCCCAGCCUACCACACCAGUCAAUGGGCAGACCAGUGGCAGUCCAACAGAAGAUGAGUUAGAGUACCACGCUGGGGUACUCGUUCAAAAUGCCAUCCAAAAUGCCCUGGCCAAUCAGAACGGAGGGGACUGGCAGCCAUCUGACUUGAAUUCCUCACAGCUCAGCACCCCUGUGUCUCCAUCCUCAGUAUCUACAAGUAGCCCAGUGCCAGUUUCCUUCUCCCCUGUGUCUUCUGGUGAAGCUCAGAGUCUCCAAUCACCUGUGUCCUCCAGUCCAGCUCUAUCCAGCCCAUCCCCUCAGCCAGACAGACGGCCAGAGGUAAGAGUUGUUUUCCAAGAGAAGCCGUCAGAAUCACAGCAGACUCAGCAGCAGCCCUCCAGUCCAGCUCAGCAACCACAGCUCCAGAAGCCUUCUCCGCCACCGUCUCAGCCCGUCUCACCUCCACAAAGACCCAAAGAUGGAGGCCCCAGGAUCAAAAUCCAGUCCUCUUACGCCAGGGCGCUCGCUUCCUCAACCCCAGCUCCAGCUCCUGCUCCUGUCUCAGCAGCUCCUGUCCCCAGGCCAACCCCAGUCUACCGUCCCCCUUCUCCUCCAAGCCCGGAGAAACCAGAGUUCAGCUACUUCAGUAAAUACUCAGAGGCAGCCGAACUGCGUAGCACAGCAGUGCCAACGCGAGGCCCUGAGGUGGAGGCAGCCAGCGGCCCGUUCCGCCUGCGAUCCAAGAAGCAGCGAACUUUGUCCAUGAUUGAGGAGGAGAUCCGAGCAGCUCAGCAGAGGGAGGAAGAGCUGAAGAAGCAGAGGGAGGCACAGCCAGUUGUUAGGGUCCGCCCCAGCAACACUUUAAGCAGCAGUCAUGGGUCUGUGAGGACAGGGAUGCGGCAAACCACCAUUUCCCCAGCAGAUAAGAUGAAGAGCAACAGCCUGCCAAGUAGACUCACACUGACAGCGAAGACAGCACCAGGAAAGAUUGAGAAGGUUCGACCUGCGCCGCCUGUCUCACCCUCACCCUCCGAAGGAGCCCUGUCUGACGCCGGUAGCGAGGACUCUGGAGGAUCACGACCCAAAAACUUCAUGCAGACGCUUAUGGAAGACUAUGAAACACACAAGGUGAAGAGGAGGGAGAAAAUGGAGGACAACAGUGUCCUGGAGGCCACUCGUGUCACCAGGAGGAAAAGCGACAUGGCGCUGAAGUGGGAAGCCGGUAUCUACGCCAAUGAGGAAGGGCAAGAGGAAGAGGAGGAAGAAGAGGAGGAAGAAGAGGAGGAGGAGUAAAUAGCUCCUUUCAGAGACAGUAAAGGGACUGAGUUAAGAGGAGGAGAAAGAGGAGGAUGAAGAGACUGAAGGAAAAAAUGCAAACAAGAGGAGAAAGGACAAAGAAUGCAAACAGUAUUUAUUUUACUAAUAGUAUUCUGAUGAUCACAUGACCCACCGGCUUGAGCAGUGGCACUCAUCGAGGAGAUGCAUCAAGUUGUGAUUUUUGGACCUGAGGAUUGAAGCCGGACCAGUAUGUUAAAAGACUGAGUAUGUGAGAGACAUUUGAAGUGUUGUGCUGAGUUUGAAGAAAUGAAAAAAAGGCCAAGCGAUGCAAGAGACACUUUGAAAGGGUUUUAUGGUGGUUUAGGAACGUUCUGCAGAAGUUUAUUUGGGAUAGAAGGUUUUUACUAGUUGGUAGACGCUGAAUGACUUAAGUGUUCAUAGGAUUUUUCACUUAUUUGCAAUUUUAUUGUUGAAAUAUGGGCUGAGAUCUAAAGAUUUUAUUUUGACAGGUUGCCUGAGACUUGAUGAUGAUGGUUUUGGCAAUGUAAGUUUGAUAAUAACCCCAGUCAUCUUCAAAAUGUGUGGGAAGGGUUUGAUUACCACAACAACAACAAAAAAGACGCAGAAAUUUCUGACUGAAAAAUUCUGACUGAACGUUGUGCAAGGAAGGAGAAAAAGCGAGGCCUGAUCACACGCUCAGAUCUGUUUAAUGAAAUUUCAGAAUCGUUUUUAACCUGAAUUUGACAAUGCUGCAUGGAGGCUGUGCUGUUUUCCAGGUUUUUAACCCAAAAGCAUCACUUUCGGAGCCCGCAAAGUUUUAUCUUCUGUAUCCUGCAGUGCCACAGUACAGAUACAACACAUGGACGUGUGUGUGUGAGCCUUGGCAUUCCUUUCAAGCAUCUGUAUGAAAUCUUAAGUGCCGACUCUGAAGGUCAGCGUCCUCGAAUCGUCAGGUGCUAGCUGCAAAACUAGCAUCAAGGUGCAAUUUUGCCUUAGGCCUGUCAGUAAUUGUUGAAUGCACGAUACAUAUAAUGUAUUUUACCUGCUCCUAUUCUGUAUUACUACAGUUUCAGUAGACCGUAGAGAAAAUAAGCAACCACAUUAGAUAGCGUGUCUAAACACAACAAAACAUAACUAUAAACCACAGAUAAGAGGAGUGAGACGGGGAAGAGGGAAGCUAGUGUGUUUGUGUCACUUCAGUCAGUGUGUGUAUUAAUGAAAGGGCUGGGUCGGGGGUUUUAUAUUCUAAAAAUCACUUAUUUUACUUUUGCUGGCUACGCCGCUUUGUUGACCUGUGCUUUCUGAUGUAAGCAGUUGUUUCAUGUAUUAUACUGAGGUAGGAUUGUGUAUUUGAUAUAUGAACAUGUAUGUAUGUAUCCAGUGAGGCAACUUGCCGUCUUUCUGCUAUACCUUGCUAGCUGAGGAUAAAGUUUGAUGAAAAAUAUUGAAAAAAGCUUUUUAUAAAAAAAAGUUGUUAUACCAAAACAGAAUGUAGUUAUUUAGAGAAAACAAAAAUGUCAGCCUGAGCUCUUAAGUCUAUUUAAAAAGAACUGAUUGUGUGCAUGGCAUUACACUCCUUUCCUAACCUGAAACAAGCACACAACAAGCAGCAAAAAGAAGGCAACUGACUAUCAACAACAACAGGCUGAGCAGACGUCUGUUCAUCUUUCCGUCACUAACAAACUGUAAAUUGGGGUUGUCCGUUUUUUUGUUUUUUGUUUUUUUUUACUGAAUAUAUUGUGAGCUUUGACUUUUGCAGGAUGAUGUGAUUUUGAAAAUAACGGCAGCACAGGCCUCUGUGAGUUUAAUGUUACUGUGUACUGUCCAAGGCCUAGAAAACAAGGUUCAGUUUCAAAAUGAAAACACUAAACACACCGCAGACACAAUCAGAAUGAUCCCUGGCGCCUACAGGACUGUCUUGAAAUGAGAAGUAAAAGUAGAAAUGUGUCGACAUGGCUGUAGAUACAGUAUUUCUGAACCACUUUACCUGAAAAGUAGCAAAAUUAUUCUACUUUUCCGUCUUUAUUUUGAAGCCUUUGAGAUUUUUUUUUUUUAAGCAUUAGGAUAUCAGGAGGAUGGUUUCUUUUCCUGUCAACCAAAGGUUACAGUUUUGAUCACCGGUGUGUCCUGUUCAAGUGUCCUUCGUUCUCUGUUUGCUCACACUGAAUAAAAUCCUCAGAUAAAUGCCUGAAACAUAAAAUGUACACUGACGUAAACUUGCACAAAGUAUAAAAGAAAAAAGAAAAAUGCAGGACACAUAUUAACCCUUGACAAUAAUGAUUCUGGAUUGUAUUUAUUGGGACAGCCCCAGCAUGAUGUCAGAUUCCUGUUGGUUAACUAUCUGACUUGGCUGUCGUAAUCGGCUCUGUCGCCUGAGGGAAAUGCAGUGCCAGCAACUCUACCAACCAGAAGUGAAAACCGAGGACUUCCGUCUCUGUGAUGCGCCCGUUUCUCCCUGACUCAAAACACCCACACUGGUUCAAGAAAAUACUCCUUGUUCAUGUUUUUAUACACUUUUAAUAAUAUAUAAAAUGAAAAAAAAUUCAUGGACCAGUGUCCCUUUUUAUGAGAGUGAGAAAUGUAACCCCAUAAAUGCAAAGCAGGUACAGCAUCGCUGAUUCUGAUUUGAGAUUAAUUUUGCUACAAGACUUCAGGGACAAAAAGAAAGGGCCCGAUGGGCCUACAGAAACAGUUUUUCCAGACAUCAAAACAUGAUUUGAUCUGUCAGACAAUAUUAAACGCACUUGUUAUACCAGUAUGUAUGAUAUCUUGGUGAGAAUUAUGAGAGUUUAGUGGAAACAUGAGAGGCGACAGAUUUUUUUUUCCCUUCCAGGAUGAAUAACAGAUACAGAUCCUUUUGCGAUGAAUGAUUGUUUUUAUAGUGGCCUAUUCUGGAUGCCAGCUGAGCAUCUACUGUAUCUAAAGCUUUAUUCACAGCACAGUUUGAGUUUUUAAUUAACAGAAGCAAAAAGGCUUUUCCCUUAGUUUACUGCGACACUCAUGCUGUCCUCAUUCCUUCUUCAAAGGACACAAUUAAACCCCCCAAAACCUGUUGGAGUUCUCAUUAAAUAACACUUUGGAAAAGUUAACAGUCAUCAUGCACACUCAGAGGAGUUAUAAUUGUGUGAUUUAUUAUUAUUAUUAUUAUUAUUAUUAUUAUUAUUAUUAUUAUUAUGCUUUUGUUGUUUGAAUUCAUGGUGCAGAGAUGAUUUAUUUAUCAUUUUAAAUGCUGGUAGCUUUGUUUUCACCCAGCAGAAGUGCCCAGGCUUCAGUGCGGGGGACUCACACUGUUUGUGUGUGUGUGUGUGUGUGUGUGUGUGUGUGUAUGUGUAUGUGUGUGUGAGACAAAGCAACCUUAUCAUACAGUAUAUAACCUCUGUCCCUAUGUUAACCACUUGUAUGCUCAUACUCUGCUUUGUUAUUUUAUAGCACAUGUAAGGCUCACAGUUAUACACCUACUAAACAUAUUAUGAAUAUUUUCUCAUUAAAAACAAAACCUGUA